AUGUGGAAACCAUCAGUUGAAAUGAAAAUGCAAUGGGCCAUUAAAAGUUCGUUAAUUUGUGAUGCACGUCCUUGGCUUCCAUAUACUGAGUUUUCAGCGAAUUGUGAUGUGAAAAAGAUCACAUCUGUGUCUUUAAUUAUGGACGAAAUCAUUGAUAUCAUUCAUUUUAAAAGUUUAUUUGUAUGCCAAAUUUUCAGCAAAUCACAUACAGUAGUUCUUAAAAACGGUGUUAUUGCUUGUUGGCAUCCUGAAAAGUCAUUUCCUUACGAACACUCAAAACCUAUUGCUGCAGAAGAGCUGCAGAGUGUAAGCCAGGUAAUUCAAAUGGAAUACGAUUCAUUUAACUCUAAUAUUCUAAGUAAAGAAACCAAGCGUAUAGCUGAAUUACGAGGUUCUUUAGCACGUACAGGUCCUAGUAAUCACAUGCUUCGAGAAAUAUUCUAUACUGGAAAACACGAGUGGUAUACAAGAUAUCGCGAAGAAAGAUUACGUUCUGUAGCAGCACCCGAUCCUAAGAGACGGUAG
This is a messenger RNA of Thelazia callipaeda (thelaziosis nematode), 525 nucleotides long. NCBI's taxonomy places the organism in Eukaryota, Metazoa, Nematoda, Chromadorea, Rhabditida, Thelaziidae. The record is from the annotation of a GenBank genome assembly.